AUGCCUGACAAGUCGACGUCGAACACGACCAAUGUGGCAAGCGGCGGAAACCCCAACGCCAACGCCCCCGCGCCGAUCAAGGCCCUCACCGAGGCGCUGAACAACAUGGACGUGGACGGCGUGGCCGAUACGGACGGCCGCUCUUCCCCACCCGCCGUCGAGAUCAUCCCCGGCUCCCCUGAGCCCGGCCACCCCCUGCCCAACCUCCCGGACCACUGCACCGUUCUCCAGGUCUCGGACCUCAACUGGUACACGUCCGACGCCGACCUCAUCGAGGCUGCCAAGGCCGCCAACGUCGAGAUCACGCACCAUGACAUCACCUUCCUCGAGCACAAGUGUAACGGCAAGAACAAGGGCAUCGCGUUCAUCUCAUGCCACAGCUCGGGCGCGGUCGUCCGCCUUCUCCACUGGUUCGAGACUCACGAGUUCCAGGGCAAGAAGGUGUCUACCAACAUCCCGACCAACGUGCACGGCAAGAGUCUGGUGCCACCGCCCACGCACGACAAGGACAAGGACAACGCGCACAAGUAUCGCGAGCCACCCACUCGUUCGCCACUCCCCUUCCUUCCGACCAACUCGCACGGCGGCGUCAACUUCAACCGCGUUCCCCUCCAUCAUCGCCAGCAGAUGCAGCAGAUGCAGCAGGCCGGCUUCCUCUCGCCUGCCACGCACGGCAAGGGGCGCGGUGGCCGCAAGGAGAACCCCGCGCAUAACCACAAUCAGAGCGUUCAGGCGUACUUUGCGCACGAGCUCCAGGGCUGGCCGCAGGCCUCUGACGAACACCGCGCACCGCUUCGCGUCUAA
This is a messenger RNA of Vanrija pseudolonga, 804 nucleotides long. RefSeq lists its product as uncharacterized. Gene Ontology annotation, biological process: mRNA alternative polyadenylation. Gene Ontology annotation, molecular function: mRNA binding. The coding region runs from base 1 to 804 and encodes 267 amino acids. The transcript is spliced from 10 exons. The record is from RefSeq and is a predicted model, not a curated record. NCBI's taxonomy places the organism in Eukaryota, Fungi, Basidiomycota, Tremellomycetes, Trichosporonales, Trichosporonaceae. Gene Ontology annotation, cellular component: mRNA cleavage and polyadenylation specificity factor complex.